AUGCAGGACCUACUGGAUCAAGAGCUCGAGCGCAUCGACAGGCUGCCCAAACUAGGGCUUCUAUGGGUGGAAUACAGUGCCUAUGCGCUGGGUGUUAAUAUUGCACCCAGGAAGCGCAGCUCCAAGUACUGUCAGUUAACGCGCAUUCUGGUCUUAAUAAUUAACGUGAGUAUCAUCUAUAGUCUAGUGGCUUUCAUAAUGGAAAACUAUAUGAUCUCCUUUGAGACCUACGUAGAGGCGGUUCUACUUACCUUCCAACUUAGCGUUGGUGUGGUUAAGAUGUUUCACUUUCAGAGUAAGGUGGAAUCCUGUUCUCAGUUGGUGUUUUCUACAGAGACAGGAAAGGUUUUAAAAUCUUUGGGGCUCUUUGACUUGGAUAUGCCAAAGAAAAGGGAGCUCCUACGAUCUGUGAGCUUGAUAUUGCUCAACAAUUGGCUGAUCAUUGACCAACAAGUCAUGUUCUUCUUUAAAAUAGUUUGCAUGCCUGUGGUAUACUACACAAUGCGACCUUAUUUUCAAUACAUCUUUGAUUGCUAUAUUAAGGAUCAGGAUACCUGUGAAAUGACACUGACUUACCCAGCUAUUGUUCCUUAUGUGCAACUGGGAAAGUAUGAAUUUCCCUCAUAUGUGAUUCGUUUCUUUCUACUACAAUCAGGCCCCCUUUGGUGCUUUUUUGCUGUUUUUGGAUUUAACAGCCUGUUUGUGGUUCUUACUCGAUAUGAGUCUGGUUUAAUAAAAGUCUUACGGUUUCUGGUUCAAAAUUCAACCUCGGAUAUACUGGUUCCCAAAAAUCAGAGAGAUAAAUAUCUUCAAUGUUGCGUUAGGCUUUUUGCCCGCAUAUCAAGCCAUCAUAAUCAAAUUGAAAAUCUUUUUAAGUACAUUAUCCUCGUUCAGUGCUCUGUAAGCAGCAUUUUGAUUUGCAUGCUGCUUUACAAAAUCAGCACAGUGUUGGAAGUUGGCUGGGUGUGGAUGGGUAUGAUAAUGGUAUACUUUGUGACUAUAGCUUUGGAGAUCAGUCUGUACAACGUGAGUGCUCAGAAAGUGGAGACCCAGAGUGAGCUACUAUUUUAUGAUUGGUACAACUGCAGUUGGUAUAAUGAGUCCAAGGAAUUCAAGUUUAUGAUCAAAAUGAUGUUGCUUUUUUCUCGUCGAACUUUUGUACUUAGCGUGGGAGGAUUUACUAGUCUCUCCCAUAAAUUUCUAGUGCAGGUCUUUCGGUUGAGUGCAAACUUUUUCCUGCUACUCCGGAACAUGAACAACAAAUAAAUCAAUCUUGGUUUUUACAAAAUUACAACGUUGGAAAAG
Molecule: messenger RNA, 1305 nt
Organism: Drosophila eugracilis
Lineage: Eukaryota; Metazoa; Arthropoda; Insecta; Diptera; Drosophilidae
Gene: Or67b
Product: odorant receptor 67b
Exons: 10
Coding region: 1-1266 (421 amino acids)
Biological process (GO): sensory perception of smell; detection of chemical stimulus involved in sensory perception of smell
Cellular component (GO): plasma membrane
Molecular function (GO): olfactory receptor activity; odorant binding
Source: RefSeq, a predicted model, not a curated record